This is a messenger RNA of Penicillium hordei, 372 nucleotides long. RefSeq lists its product as uncharacterized. The record is from RefSeq and is a predicted model, not a curated record. The transcript has 2 exons. Bases 1 to 372 code for a protein of 123 amino acids. NCBI's taxonomy places the organism in Eukaryota, Fungi, Ascomycota, Eurotiomycetes, Eurotiales, Aspergillaceae.
AUGGAAGGACAAUACGAAGAUGCCAGCCAGUUCCUGCCAGGAAUCGAGUACCUCCAGCAAUAUGAUCCACUCUGUGAUCCUGAUAUCGACCCUACGCUCCUCCUCUCAGACUCCUCGGACUUGUUGAAUUAUUUCCCUCCCUUGCCAUCCUUGGAUGGUUCGACCGGCGAAGCCGAGGCUCACUCCUGUGAGAAAGAAUUGGAAGAUAUGCGGGCCCGAGUUGACGCUUUGGAGAAAGGUACAUUGGACUAUCUACGGACAUACCUAGCCAGCAUGCAUCCCUGGAUGCUGGAAGUGACGGAAGCAUUGGAUAAACUCGGGCAGGCACCUCAAUCUGCAACGGAGUUGGAGUUUCCCGAGAAGGAUAUCUAA